AUAAACACACCCCGGAAGUUUACAUGUUUAAAUUUUUAAAAUAAACUAAUGCGCUAAACCCAGCACAAUAAUUUAUAUUAGUUCAUAUUUUUUAAUUGAAAUACACUAACGUGUUACGACGGAAAUGCGUUGUUACCUCAAAAUAGCAUUUAGAAGUAUAUUUUUACGUUAACGUAAACUUCUGCACUUCAGAUGAGCUUGUUUUUAUUCCUCAGGUUCCGCCUCUUGUUUUGCUCCCUUCCCUUAUUUGAUCAAUCUAUGAACACGUAGUUGUUUGGAUCCGCUGCGAAGAGAACCUGCGCAGUCUUUGUCAUGUCCAAGACUACCCGACGGUAUAUGCCCCCGCGGCAGGGGAACGACUGUGACCGGCUGACAAGGCCCCGUCCCCAACUGCUACUGCUGCUGCUGUUCCUCCUCGGGGCGCUGGUGGUGGUCCUGGUUCUCGGGUUCUACGUGUCCAACGUCUCCGACGGGAACAGCGUGUCUGCUGCAGAUCUGACCAAAGACAAGCGGUCUCAAUAUCACAAACACACGAAGUACUCUUCGACUCAAGUGCAGCGCUUAGCCUCCCAAGUGGAUGGAAAUCGGUUGUGGGAAGCUCAUCUGAGGCCCAUCCUGAUAGAGAGGCUGCCUGGGUCGAAAGGCAGCCUGGUUGUACGGCAGCAUAUUACCUCCACGUUGUCCUUGCUGUCCGCCGGCUGGGACUUAGACCUGGACACCUUCACGGCCGCCACGCCAAAAGGGAUGGUCACGUUCACAAAUAUCAUUGCCAUUCUGGACCCUUCGGCCCCUCGCAGGCUGCUGCUGACGUGUCAUUACGACUCCAAAGCGCUACCUCCACACAGCCGGAACCCGGGGAGAGUCUUUAUUGGGGCUAGCGACUCAGCGGUGCCCUGCGCUAUGAUUUUGGAGUUGGCCACCGUGCUGGAUAAACAACUCAAGUCCUUCAAACAACAAAAGCCUCCUAUAACUCUGCAGCUCGUCUUUUUCGACGGGGAAGAGGCAUUUGGGCAAUGGACGGCCACAGACUCGCUUUACGGCUCCCGUCACCUGGCUCAACGUAUGGCCGCCACGCUCCACCCUGACGACAACUCAGAAACUACUCUGUUGCAAUCUGUGGAACUCUUUGUGCUGCUGGACCUUCUGGGUCCUCCUGAUCCACUGAUAGUAAACCACUUUGACAACACGGCACGCUGGUUCGACCAACUGAUGGCAGCGGAGAAGCGCCUCCAUCGUCAGGGUCUCCUGAAGUCGCACCCGUCAGAGCACUCAUACUUCAGGAAGGACAGGAGCUUCGGAAGGGUUGAGGACGAUCAUGUCCCCUUUCUUCGUAGAGGCGUCCCGGUACUUCACGUCAUCGCAACGCCCUUCCCGCAUGUGUGGCACACGUUCGACGACACCGAGGAGAACAUGCAUCGGCCUACGGUGGAGAAUUUGACCAAGAUCUUGGCAUUGUUCCUGGCCGAGUAUCUUGGGUUGUGAGGCCAGGACAAGAACGUUUUCAGGAUGACCUUAUCAGCACCAUUUGCACUUCAGUGGAGAGAGACUGGACACCAGCUGAGCUAAACCAAAGAUCUCCUCCACUGUGCUGUCUCCUAGGUCAAGUAUUGCACCUACUACCUAAUGUUUCCGCAGCUCAAGGAAAAUGUGAAUUACAUUUAUUUUUUAGAAGCCUUUAGAAUAGAUGCCGAAAUUUUCAAUUUUAGUCUGUCAAAACACUGAAAAAAAUAUUGUAGCAAAUAUAAAUAAGAAACUAUGAAAAUAGUGCAAUUUCUUAGAUUUAAUGUGCUUAUAUCUGACGUUCUUCUGAGUAAAUAUGUCACAGCCAGAAAUUUAUAGGAAACAUUGGAUUAUACAAGGUUCUCAAAAGUAACUUGGGGAUGAGUCUGAGGUCAUCAGCAUUUUUAUUGUAAACCUAGCAAAACUGACACCCCGCAACAAAUUUACAGUGGGGCAAAUAACUAUUUAGUCAGCCACCAAUUUUGCAAGUUCUCCUACUUGAAAAGAUUAGAGAGGCCUGUAAUUGUCAACAUGAGUAAACCUCAACCAUGAGAGAAUGUGGAAAAAAAACAGAAAAGGACAUUGUUUGAUUUUUAAAGAAUUUAUCUCCAAAUUAGAGUGGAAAAUAAGUAUUUGGUCACCUACAAACAAGCAAGAUUUCUGGCUGUCAAAGAGGUUUAACUUCUUCUAACGAGGUCUAACGAGGCUCCACUCGUUACCUGUAUUAAUGGCACCUGUUUUAACUCAAUAUCGGUAUAAAAGACACCUGUCCACAAUCUCAGUCAGUCACACUCCAAACUCCACUAUGGCCAAGACCAAAGAGCGUUCGAAGAACACCAGAGACAAAAUUGUAGACCUGCACCAGGCUGGGAAGACUGAAUCUGCAAUAGGUAAAACGCUUGGUGUAAAGAACUCAACUGUGGGAGCAAUUAUUAGAAAAUGGAAGACAUACAAGACCACUGAUAAUUUCCCUCGAUCUGGGGCUCCAUGCAAGAUCUCACCCCGUGGCGUCCAAAUGAUAACAAGAAUGGUGAGUACAAAUCCCAGAACACACGGGGGAACCUAGUGAAUGACCUACAGAGAGCUGGGACCACAGUAACAAAGCCUACUAUCAGUAACACAGUGUGCCGCUAGGGACUCAAAUCCUGCACUGCCAGACGUGUCCCCCUGCUGAAGCCAGUACACGUCCAGGCCCGUCUGCGGUUUGCUAGAGAGCAUUUAGAUGAUCCAGAAGAGGACUGGGAGAAUGUGUUGUGGUCAGAUGAAACCAAAAUAGAACUUUUUGGUAGAAACACAGAUUCUCGUGUUUGGAGGAGAAAGAAAACUGAAUUGCAUCCGAAGAACACCAUACCCACUGUGAAGCAUGCGGGUGGAAACAUCAUGCUUUGGGGCUGUUUUUCUGCAAAGGGACCAGGACGACUGAUCUGUGUAAAGGAAAGAAUGAAUGGGGCCAACUAUCGAGAGAUUUUGAGUGAAAAUCUCCUCCCAUCAGCAAAGGUAUUGAAGAUGAGACGUGGCUGGGUCUUUCAGCAUGACAAUGAUCCCAAACACACAGCCAGGGCAACAAAGGAGUGGCUUCGUAAGAAGCAUUUCAAGGUCCUAGAGUGGCCUAGCCAGUCUCCAGAUCUCAACCCCAUAGAAAAUAUGUGGAGGGAGUUGAAAGUCAGUGUUGCCCAAUGACAGCCCCAAAACAACACAGCUCUAGAGGAGAUCUGCAUGGAGGAAUGGGCCAAAAUACCACUAACAGUGUGUGUAAAGCUUGUGAAGAGUUACAGAAAACGUUUGGCCUCCGUUAUUGCCAACAAAGGGUACAUAACAAAGUAUUGAGAUUAACUUUUGGUAUAUACCAAGUACUUAUUUUUCACCUUGAUUUGCAAAUAAAUUCUUUAAAAAUCAAACAAUGUGAUUUUCUGUUUUUUUUUUUUUGUUUGUUUUUUUUUC
Messenger RNA from Corythoichthys intestinalis (scribbled pipefish), 3441 nucleotides. RefSeq names its product glutaminyl-peptide cyclotransferase-like a (gene qpctla). NCBI's taxonomy places the organism in Eukaryota, Metazoa, Chordata, Actinopteri, Syngnathiformes, Syngnathidae. Gene Ontology annotation, molecular function: zinc ion binding; glutaminyl-peptide cyclotransferase activity. The coding region runs from base 313 to 1482 and encodes 389 amino acids. The transcript has 7 exons. The record is from RefSeq and is a predicted model, not a curated record.